This is a messenger RNA of Archocentrus centrarchus (flier cichlid), 1843 nucleotides long. Its product is annotated as OX-2 membrane glycoprotein-like. The transcript has 5 exons. The record is from RefSeq and is a predicted model, not a curated record. Lineage: Eukaryota; Metazoa; Chordata; Actinopteri; Cichliformes; Cichlidae. Bases 132 to 956 code for a protein of 274 amino acids. Gene Ontology annotation, molecular function: cell-cell adhesion mediator activity. Gene Ontology annotation, biological process: heterotypic cell-cell adhesion; negative regulation of neuroinflammatory response. Gene Ontology annotation, cellular component: cell surface; neuronal cell body; axon.
CAGACUCGCCUGUGAUUGUAUGGUAACGUAUGGCUGCGCUGCUUUCUUUGUAGCGUAUGCAUAUAUUUAUUCUUACAUCAUUUCACACCCACAAACGGUCCUGUUCAGCUCAGCCUUUGUGACUUCCAACAAUGAUGGUACACAGUGUGUUUGUGUAUCUGCUUUCUGUGUGUGGAGUCCUUCCAGCAGCUCUAACAGCAGUGAUCCAAACACAGCAGACUGUGCUGGCAGCAGUGGGAGAAGAUGCUGAAUUCAGCUGUCAGCUCUUGGAGACUAAAGACGUCCUUCAGGUCACAUGGCAGAAAAUUAUACCCAAUGAGGAGGAGAACGUUGCCACCUACAACAAGGAUUUUGGUCAGAGAGUGAAUGAUGGAUUUACAGAUAAAGUUGAGUUUAAAUAUACUGGACUACAGAACUGCUCCAUAGUCAUCAAGAACGUGACAGAGCAGGAUGAAGCCUGCUAUCUCUGUCUGUUCUACACUUAUCCUGAAGGCUCUCUGACAGCGAGAACCUGCCUCCAAGUGUAUGAGCUGCAUGAACCUGUUCUUGAUGUCAGAGAGUCAAACUCUCCUGCAGAGUGGGUUGUUUCCUGUUCAGCCACUGGUCGACCUGCUCCCACUGUAACACUCAGCGUCUCACAACAACACCUCAGCUUCUCCCAGUACAACACUGUCAGUGUGUCCAACACCAACGCUACAUUCACUGUCACCACUACAGCUGUGCUCUCAGGUUCACGGAGAAACAGCACACAGGUGGGAUGUGCAGCACGAGUGCUCUCUGCUCCUCAGAUAGAGGUCAUUCAGGUCAUUCCUGUGGCCAAACAGACGUCUGAUGAUCGUGAUGCCGAUUUGACGUGGAUCAUUGUGUUUGGUGUGGUGAUCUGUGUUUGUGUUGCUGUUGUUGUCAUCAUAUGUAAAAACAGGAAAAGGCGCUCUGAAAUGAAGGCGGUGGCCUGAUCUGCAAUCAAACACAGAGAUGACUGAGAUAUGUGUGUCAUAUUAUUAUAAAUACUGAUGUUUUCAGUUUUUUACUGAAUCUGAUGCAAACUGGCUUUAUUGUAUGUGUGUCUAGUCAACAAGUGAUCAUCGUGUACUUAAUAUACUGUAUUCACGACUUACUGUAGCAAGUGUGGUAUAUGAAGUACUGUCAUAAUGCAGAAUAAACUGCUGUAACAUUUUGUUUCGUAAUUACCAAAAAUGCAUUUUAUCAAAUGGAACAAGAAAAUCAGCCAAAUGUCUUUUUAUCAUUUUAUUAUUGUCAGCACUGUUUGUGGGUUAUUUUUUAUUUUUGUAUUAUAAUUUUGAGUUUAGUUUUUGUUAAGGAUACAUUUAUAGUUUAUUUUUCUUUUCAUAAAUUUGAGUUCAUUUUUUGGGUUUAUGGCUGAGUAGAUGUGAACUUAAUCUAUAAAAGUAGGUCAAGUGGAAGUGAUGCUAUUGGAGCACUGGAGGAAUAUUUCAUUGCACGGACUUUUAUCGCAAUAUUGGACUCUAUUGGACACCAUACGGCCUACAGACUCUGCUGGUGCACAUCGGCGCGCACCAGGCCUCCAUAAGCAACUUGCUGCAUGAUAUGUGUGUCCUUGACAUUGCAUGAACUUUUAAAGUCAGUUUGCAUUAAGAUAAAAAGGACGAUGUCAGACGCUGCAUCAAAAGCUGCUAGUGAUGCACAGACUGCAGCCAGGUCUAAACGGCGCACCAGCUUCACAGCUAAAGGAUUAACGUUUUUUAUACAAUCAUGUCAGGAAAAAAGAGCCAGCAAAUGUAAACAAGCUAAAUAUAUAUGAACCAGCUGCAUGAAUUAAUGCAAUCCUGGAACAAUGUUACUGCUGUGGAUUCUCUAUUGA